This is a messenger RNA of Rhinichthys klamathensis goyatoka, 461 nucleotides long. RefSeq names its product elongation factor 1 (gene elof1). Bases 149 to 400 code for a protein of 83 amino acids. Gene Ontology annotation, molecular function: RNA polymerase II complex binding. The record is from RefSeq and is a predicted model, not a curated record. NCBI's taxonomy places the organism in Eukaryota, Metazoa, Chordata, Actinopteri, Cypriniformes, Leuciscidae. Gene Ontology annotation, biological process: transcription elongation by RNA polymerase II. Gene Ontology annotation, cellular component: transcription elongation factor complex. The transcript has 4 exons.
CUCCGCUCCAGACUCAGACCUGAGCCGCUCCUGAACUCCUGUGACCGGGCGGAAGUGAACCGGAUCCCGUGUUUAUCCCAGGCAGUGUGUGCUGUUGUUCUCUUAGCGAGAGUCGCCUGACGUUAAUCGCAGUUUUGCUUUUGACAAGAUGGGACGCCGAAAGUCCAAGAGAAAGCCUCCUCCUAAGAAAAAGAUGACGGGAAACCUGGACACCCAGUUUACCUGCCCCUUCUGUAACCACGAGAAAUCAUGCGACGUUAAGAUGGAAAGGAGUCGAAACACGGGGAUAAUAUCAUGUACUGUGUGUCUAGAAGAAUUCCAGACACCAAUUACCUAUCUCUCAGAGCCCGUGGACGUGUACAGCGAUUGGAUAGACGCUUGUGAAGCAGCCAAUCAGUAGUUUCGCUGGGUCAAAUGUCACAGACGACCAAAUUAUGCUUUAUGUUUGUUUGUUGUUUGUU